CUCGAGGACUAGGACAUCUCAAGGCUAAAGCAUCAGCUGAUUGGAGUGGAGAAGUGAAAAAUGAUAACAAAGGGGAUGAAAGACAUGUCGUCAAAACACUCACACAUGAGUGUACAUGUCUGCAAUGGCAGCACACAGGCAAGCCUUGUGACCAUGCACUAGCCUUCAUAAAUGUUUUGCAAGCUCGCAACUUUGUGAACAUGGAGGAUUAUGUGCACGAGUACUACUCAGUUAGCAGAUUCAGGGCAGCAUAUGAAGGUGUAAUUGAGCCCCUUACGGACAAGAAUCAGUGGCCACAUGUUGAUACAGGCUUUGUGUUGCGUCCACCAAUUCCAAAAGGCAAGAAAAAAGGUGCUGGAAGAACAAGAAAACAGAGGAUGAAGAGUUGGUGGGAAGGUGGAUCAAGGAAGGGAUCAUUGAACAAAUGCAACAAAUGCGGGGACGUAGGACAUAGAGAAGCCGGCUGUCCUCAAAAUGGAACAAAGAAACGGAAAAGUAUGGGGAAAAAGAAUCCAUCUCCAUGGUUUGAUGUCUCAGUUAGCAAUGUGAUUCCAUCUACACCAACCAAGAGCAAGAAUGUCGCCACUUGUAGCAGUCCUGGAGCUGUGACAAGAAGCCAAGCGGCAUCUCAAGCUAGUCCUGGAGCUGUCACAAGGAGCCAAGCAACAUCUGAAGCUGCUACUCCACCACCAAAGUCUCCAGCAAAAGGAAAGAAGAAGAAAAUGACUCCAAAGAGGAAGAAAUUAAGCGAUCUGUGAUGAACUUGUGUUAUUGCUAUGUGUGAGGUGCAGACUCACUUUAUUGUUCUGUAUGUGAGGUGCAAACUCUCCUUUUGGUCCUGUGUAAGUGAGGCAGAGACUCACUAUUAUUCUGCUAUGUGUGUGAGGUAGAGACUCACUUUAAUUC
Molecule: messenger RNA, 906 nt
Organism: Triticum dicoccoides
Lineage: Eukaryota; Viridiplantae; Streptophyta; Magnoliopsida; Poales; Poaceae
Exons: 2
Coding region: 201-758 (185 amino acids)
Molecular function (GO): nucleic acid binding; zinc ion binding
Source: RefSeq, a predicted model, not a curated record